AUGACGGACAUAUGGGUCAAGGUUGUAGACAGCGAUGGUCAAUUUCUGCUCGUCGAGGCUGCAGGAGCCCUCCCUGCUUGGCUGGAACCCGACAUUGCCGAUAACCGCGUAUGGAUAAACCAGGGUAAACUCGUCAUCAUCAAACCGAAGAACGAGAAGAAAUCCAACGUCACCGAGAAGAUAUCGCUUGCUGAAGCCCAGAAAAUCAUCAUGGAGGAACCAGGACGUCUGAUGCGAUCUACCAUGAUCCAGGAGGAGGCUUUCUACCGUCUACGGAACUACCCGAAGCAAAUCAGCGAGAAUCUCCAUUCCGCCAUGAUCACCAUCCCUCGAAAAAUCGCGUUCCUGCUGCAUCAGAAACCGGCCUACAUCUCCCCCGCGGUGGAGGCAUUCUACCUUAGAGACCCGAUCGCCUUAAGGCCCCUUCGAUCCAAAGACCCCGAAAACUACAUAUUCAAGCCUGAAGACUUCGUUACAGUCAGUGUGCGAUUUACGAGAGUCGGCUACGCUCAGCUCAAAAGCCAAGAUUUUCCAGCACCCAAAUCCUGGAUUGGACACCUACCUUCCAAGGAUGACAAUAAGGCAUAUGAAAGAGCGGAGAUGGGGAUGAAACUGUCAUGUGGUUUUGAAAUGCUCCUUACUGACCCUCAGAAUCAAGACAAGGUUCUGGUGAGAGAGAUGAAACUCCUUCUGGAAGACGUCGAUACCGGGGAUGAGUCCCUCCCUACUGAUGCAGAGAUCGACUCAUGGGACAAGCGGGAAGACGAUGAAAAGUGGCUUGAUAUCAGCUUUGAAGACCUCGAUCGGGAGUUGAAGGGUAAGGGUAAGGGCAAUGAAGCAGGGCAAGCAACGGGUGCCUUUGGUGACGCCAAUGCCCAAGAAAACCUGCAACGCAUUGUGGCACAUUUUGAGAAGUUCCUCAACGAUGAAUCAGCCGGGUUUGAAGGGGCUGACUUCAUUGAUGAUUAUGGGUCAGACUCGGAUGAGGAGGAGCUGAGCAGCGACGAUGGCGAAGAUAAAGAGGCCUCUUUCGAUGACGAGGAACUAUCAAAGAUGAUGAAAGAGAUGAUGGGUAUGCCAUCAAUGCCUGGGUUGCAAGGCUCGUCGCAGCCAUCAAUGUCGCGCAGCCGAAUCCAAGAGCUGGAUAAUGAUUCCGAUGACGAACUCGAGCAAAUCCAAAAACUGUCAAAGGAGAUGGAGGCAGAGCUUAGAGGGACAGGAGCCCUCGACCUAAAUCAGGCUCGAAGCAAGUCCAAAGGCAAACAAACUUUGUCCGAUGGAAAGUCUGGAGAAAGCCACGAAGACAAUGACGACGUACCCGAUCUUGAAGGUGAAGACAUCGACAUCAAUCUUGCAAAGAAUUUGUUGGAAAGCCUUCAGAGCCAAGCAGGCGCAGCAGGCCCUGCGGGUAAUAUGCUUUCCAUGAUGAAUCUGCGCAUGCCUAAAGAUGACCGCGGCCGGUGA
This is a messenger RNA of Aspergillus terreus NIH2624, 1464 nucleotides long. RefSeq names its product putative regulatory factor Sgt1. The transcript is spliced from 3 exons. Gene Ontology annotation, cellular component: nucleus. The record is from RefSeq and is a predicted model, not a curated record. Bases 1 to 1464 code for a protein of 487 amino acids. Lineage: Eukaryota; Fungi; Ascomycota; Eurotiomycetes; Eurotiales; Aspergillaceae.